AUGUUGAACAAUAUCUUCCAAACAGAGCAAUUCUCCACCUCUGUUGCUUCAGAUGAAUACAACUUAGAGAAAUUAGCUAAGGAAAGUGGCUUCUAUGAAGGUGAUCAAGAAUGGGGAGGCUCGGAAUCAAUUGACAUGGAUUUCUUUACUUGUGGUACAAGUUUAUUUGCGCAGAGUACACCGCAUACUUCAUCGUGUGGUGAUGAAUUCAAGAAAAUAAUCGAGCCCGGAAAAACGGGGUUUGAUCGUUUUCAUUCGUCGUCGUCGUCGUCCUUCGAGAUUCUCAACAAGUACGGAAGCAGAUGCAGAAGAUUCAACGGCGAAAAUAAAAAUCUCCAAAAAUAUGGAACCGAAGCAAAUGAACCGAGUACUUUUCGCCUUUCGAUCGAGCAAAUCAUUCGAGUAGCUUCCGAAAAUUUCAUCGAGUAUUCCACUUCCCAAAUAAGCAAUGAAGUGUCUAUAUUAAGCCACCCAUAUCCAAGUUCAAUUUUGUGCCACUCCAAAGAAGAUUCCCAAGCAGUUGAACUUGUCCAAAAUCUACUCUUAUGCGCCGAAAAAGUCAACGCAAAACAAUACGAACGAGCGAAAAAAAUCUUGCUCGAGUGCGAUAGGAUGAGUUCUCCAAAAGGGACUCCUAUUCAAAGAUUGGUGUUUUAUUUCACCGAAGCUCUAUACGAAAAAAUCGAUGGAGAAACGGGAAAUAUAACACGAAAAGGGUUGUCGAAAAAAACCGAGGACCCGUUAGAGGCAUUGAAAAGCAGUGAAGAAACAAUGAUUGCUUUUCACAAAGAGGUACCUCUCUCACAAAUCACUAAAUUUGCGGGCAUUCAAUCGGUAGUCGAUAAUAUAGGCGACGCGAAAAAAAUCCACUUCAUCAUAUUUGAAAUUCGUAAAGGUAUACAAUGCACAAUUUUAAUGCAAGCACUUAGUGAAAACUGUGUAGAGCAUCUCAAAAUCACUUCUGUCGGGACGAAAACAUCUAGAGCUAGUAUGGAAAAGACAGGUACACAACUAACGAGCUUUUCGAACUCAUUAGGGUUUCGCUUUUCUUUCAAUGUUGUUAUUGUGGACGAUAUAUCGGAUCUUGAUAAAAGUCAAUUCAAGAUAGAAGAAAACGAAGCUAUAAUUGUGUACGCGGAGUUCGCUUUAACGAAUAUGAUCGGACAGUCGGAUAGGCUCGAGCAUUUGAUGAAAUUAAUCAAAGCCCUUAAUCCAUGCGUGAUGGUGGUAACCGAAGUCGAGGCGAAUUGUAAUUCUCCGAUUUUUGUGGAUAGAUUUGUGGAGGCUUUAUUUUUCUACGGGGCUUCUUUCGAGUUAAUGGGGGAUUGUAUGAAGAACGAUGAGAAGCAUAGGUUUAUUGCAGAAGGGACGUGUUUUGGUUCUUCGAUAAGGAAUAUUAUUGCGACCGAGGGGGGAGAGAGGAAGAUAAGGCAUGUGAGUGUUAGUGUUUGGAGGGCAUUUUUUGAGAGGUUCGGUUUCGAGGAAAUCGAAUUGAGCGAUUCUUCGAUUUAUCAAGCAAAUCUCGUCCUCAAGAAUUUUGCGUUUGGAGAUUCGUUUACGUUCAAUUUCGACGGUAAAAGCUUGAUUAUCGGGUGGAAGGGGACGCCGAUUAGUUCGCUUUCUGCAUGGAAGUUGAAAUGUACUACUUAG
Messenger RNA from Erythranthe guttata (spotted monkey flower), 1650 nucleotides. Its product is annotated as scarecrow-like protein 23. Lineage: Eukaryota; Viridiplantae; Streptophyta; Magnoliopsida; Lamiales; Phrymaceae. The record is from RefSeq and is a predicted model, not a curated record.